This is a messenger RNA of Pangasianodon hypophthalmus (striped catfish), 12163 nucleotides long. RefSeq names its product versican a (gene vcana). The transcript has 15 exons. The coding region runs from base 276 to 10757 and encodes 3493 amino acids. Gene Ontology annotation, biological process: cell adhesion. Gene Ontology annotation, molecular function: calcium ion binding; hyaluronic acid binding. Lineage: Eukaryota; Metazoa; Chordata; Actinopteri; Siluriformes; Pangasiidae. The record is from RefSeq and is a predicted model, not a curated record.
ACGUAAUUGUGGGUGUACAGCAGAAGUGGAACUUCAUCUUCUGAUCUUCUGAAAGGAUCGCAGUCGCCCACUCGUCGGAGGAACAGAGGCGCAGGAAGGAAAGCAGUCCUCAACUCAAGGAGCAGAAAGGAGAAGAGGACACACACUCGUGCAUGCAGGCGCACAGCUUCACGUGGACUCUGGACAUACCGUGUGCUUCAUACUGGAAUUUUAACGACCUCUAACCAAUUUUGGAAUUAUAAACGCUUUAUUAAAAGCCAUCCUCUAGAGGGAAGAUGCUUCUGAAUAUAAAACAUAUACUGUGGUUAUUCUGCCUAUACUACACAUCGCUUGGACUGGUUUCAGGCUCUCUAACAGUGAUGCAGCCGGUGAGCGGCUCUCUUUCCGGAAAGGUGGUCCUGCCCUGUCACUUCUCCACCCUCCCUACAGCAACUCCCAGCAAUGCUACGACCCCUGGAACAGACCAUCUGCGCAUUAAAUGGACCAAGGUGGAGGGUAACUUGGAGUCCAUAGUAAUCGUUGCUCAGAAUGGUGUCAUUAAAGUUGGGCCAGGCUUCAAAAACCGCGUGUCUGUGCCGAGUCAUCCAGAGGAUAUUGGGGAUGCCUCGUUGACUGUUGUGAAACUGCGGGCUAGUGAUGCCGGAACUUACCGCUGUGAGGUCAUGUAUGGCAUUGAAGACACUCAAGACAUGGUCAACUUGGAUGUCAGUGGUGUUGUUUUUCAUUAUCGGCCCAAGAACAGUAGAUAUACCUUGAACUACAGAGAAGCUGUGGAGACCUGUCAAAGUAUCGGGGCUACCAUUGCCACAGCAGAACAGCUAAAAGCAGCUUAUGAAGAUGGGUUUGAUCAGUGUGAUGCUGGUUGGAUAGCAGAUCAGACAGUGAGAUACCCCAUCACUAACCCAAGGCCUGGCUGCUCUGGGAACCUGCCUGGAAAACCUGGUGUCCGUUCAUAUGGCCUUCGAAUGCCCACUGAGACGUAUGAUGUGUACUGCUACGCAGAUAAGCUUGAGGGUGAUGUAUUCUUUGCACCUACUACAAAUAAGAUGACAUUCGAGGAAGCAGAGUCUGAGUGUGAGCAAAGAAAUGCCGUCUUGGCCUCACCUGGUCAGCUCCACUCGGCCUGGAGAAAAGGUCUAGACCGCUGUGACUACGGCUGGCUGUCUGACGGAAGUGCCCGCUACCCUGUUGCCAUACCCAGAACACAAUGUGGUGGAGGUUUGCUUGGAGUUCGCACCAUGUACAAGUUCCGCAACCAGACAGGCUUUCCUGACCCCACCACGAAACUGGGAGCGUACUGUUACAUAGGUUAUGAGUUUCUACUCAACCAGACAACAUGGGUGGAUGUUACAAUUAAGGGUGUCACCACAACCUCACCCUCUAUAGCCUCUUCAACCACAGCCCAGACUGCUCUCUCUGAGUCCUCCAUGGAGCCAAAGGAAUUCAUUUACUCACAGACCACCAUAGAUGACUCUGAGAACCAGGCCUCGAUAGACUCUCCUUUCAUGUUUUCCACCAGCAUGGCCCCAUCAAGCAGUUCUGACUCACCAAGUAGCCAACAUGUAACAGCUAUCACAGAGGAUUUAGAAGUCGAUGACUCAGUAACCACUCUCACAGAUGUUAGGAUUGUGUCAGAAACUCAAGAUUAUGGACUGCACUUAGUAUCCACAACAGCUGUUCCUGCUGUCCCUGAGACUCCCUCAGACAAAUCAGAAGAUAACAAAGGAAUUGAAAUAGGUACAGUUCCACCUGAUGUUUUAAUCUCAGCCUCUCCAAGCACAGAGCCAAUGUUUGCACUGGGGAAGACAGAGGAAUCUGUUCUGGAAAAGGAGAAAAUAGAUACAGCCUCUGAUCUCUUGCACACUACCACUGAUCUGACAGCAGAACCCACAAAGUUAAUCAGCAUGUCUUUUGAAGUUUCACAGUCUAGUACAGCAAAAGAUGACACGAUUCUGCCUAACAUCACCAAUGUUCAUCUUACCACCAUAACUGAGAUAAGCCCUACCGAGGAAAUUCAAUCUACAGUGUUUGGUGAUUAUGACAGCAGUGAAAUUGGUGUUAUGGCUGGACCACCACCCACACAAACAAUUUCUGAAGUUUCAGAUACCACAGAUGGACUUACUACCAUGCCAGUUGCUACUGAUGCAUCUGUCACAUUCACAGCCCAUACAGUACAACCCAAUACAACUCAUUCUGAUGUUACCACAUCGGUAUCAUCCACAGUUGAAGCUAUGAAGCUAACAACUCCUGUCCUCAGUGAACUACUAGCUGAGAAAUCAGAUUCAACUAUGUCAGCUGUAAAAGAAUCAGUUUCGUGUACUCCAGAAGUCAUUGGUGAAGCUGUUACAAAAGGCGAGGACACAGAGGACAUCCCAUCGUUGACACUUUCUCCUGAAAAAAGCAACAAAAAUUGUACAGAUGUGCCUUCUCUCCAAGUGAUUAUCAUUAACAUUCAUCAGCAGAAUAAAACAGUUCAACUAGACCCUCUGAUGCCCCAGAUUCCUAUUAUUCCUGAGGUUCCCAAUGAGCUCAUUCCCUCCCCCGUGGAUGGUGAGCCUAUCUGGGAUAGUGAAGAGUCUACUUUUGACACCAGCACACCAACACUUAAUUUUAUAAAUGGCAAACAUGAGGUGAGCAUUGAGCCUGAGAAGUCUUAUGCUGAGAAAGAGGCAAGAGGAGAUGUGUUUGUGAGCAUGUCCUCUCAAAACCUAACACAAACAGAAGAAAAAACAGAGACAUCAACCAAUUUUGAUCACUCACUGGUAGACCCUGGUGCAACACAAGAUGGAUCACUUGAGUCAAGCCAAGAUAUAACCUAUCCAAUACCCAUUUUCCUCAGCACAGUGGAGCCAAAAUAUGUUUAUGAUAAAGAACAAAUAAUGGUAGAGUCUACUCGUCUAUCAUCUCUAGUGCCAGAACCUGAAGAUGAGACUAUCAUGGAGGAGGGAAUCUUAAUACCAGAUACUUCGCCUGGCAUCACUGUUGAAAGAAGCUUCUCACCAAAACCACAUCAACCAUCUGCGUUCCCAACAAAUGCAACUACAACAACUAUCUCAGCUGUUGCACCUUCUAAGCCAAUAGACACCAUUGAGGAAAUUUCUUUUCCUAUUGAAGACGGGUCUGGGCAGGAAACAGCUACUAUUCAAGUAGUACAAGUGGCACAGAAAAGUACAACAUUGCAAGCAACAGAAAGUGACAAAUUAGACCAUACAAUGGUUGCAACAAGUGAUAAGACACCAUUACUGCCAUCUCUUACUGACACCACAGAUAUUACCUACUCAACUUCAAACUAUAGGACAACAGAAUUGGGAAUCAAAGAGUAUGCUUUUACUACAGAGACACCUAUGUCUGCAUCACAUCAGACAGACAAUAUAUCCUCACCUGACACCACUGAAAAGCAAGCUAUUUCAAAAAGCACAAUUAUGAUUACAUCUUCACCAGACAUAGAAAGCAUUACUUCAACAAAAUCCUUGUUUAAAGCUGAAGAAGAAGGAUCAGGUGGUGAAACUCAUGAUUUCAUUUUUACAAAGCCUACAUUACAACAUACUAUGACAAAUGAUUUUGAUGCCAUGACACCACACAGCCCACCCCUGGCAGAAAAUGUGGUGCUCCAAACAGAAGAAACAUUAUUAGCAAAACCAUCAGCAGAUAAUAUUAUUGAUUCCUCGGAACAAGUAUUCUCCACACAAGAAGAAAAAUUUUUAGAUGAGAUAUUAGCUAUAAGCAGUGUGUCUACAAUGGAGAAAACAAGUAAAGAUGUGCCAUCAGGUACACAUACUGAAACCUUUCCAUUUUCUGAAGCUGAUGGCUCAGGAGAUCAGUCGCAUAUUAUGUUGACCACAAAAUUCUCAACAGUUUUUCCAUUGCAUACUACAACCCAUUCAGUUCAGAGAGUUGAUGAAACUGUGUCAGUAAAGACUGAUUCAGAGGGAAUGGAAGCAAAUCAGGCUACUGUUUCUCCUUCAGCCUUUUCAAGUAGCUACACUGAUAUGGAGACAACAAUGGAACCAGUUCAGUUUAGUGGAAUUUCUGAAGAAGUCAUACAAGAACUCUUCACUGCCACAGUUCAAAGUGUGAUGUCAGAGGAAAGCUCAGGUCUUGAUAGCCCAGCAGGAGAGGCAAUAGCAACAACAGUGCCAUCAAAGCCAUCUGAAGUGCCUAUUAUUGAUGCCUCUGAAAUGGUCUUCUCAACAGAGAGCUCAGAAAAGAAAACAACUGAUAAGUUUAGUGUUGAGUCUAUAAGCCAAGCUUUGCCAAGUACAAAAUCAGAGGCACUAUUGCUCUUCCCAGAUACAGAAGGUUCAGGUAAUCAAAUAACUGAUGCAUUUACCACAACCACUACAAUUCCUGAAAGAGAUCAUUUCAUGUCCACAGUACCAGUCUGGGAUGGUACACUAUUACCUCAUUUAGAGGGCACAUUAUUGGAGAGGACAUCAGAGAGCCCAGCCAUUGCAUUCAGUAUUCUGAAUACAGUCCCCUCUACAGAUGAGCUUAUCAGAGAGCAAGAAACUACUAUAGCAACAACUACAAUGAUCACAAGUCAUGCAUCCACACUGAUUCCUGCCUUUUCCUUGUCAGAUGAAACAAUAGAAAAAGUGGAAAUGCAUCACACAAAUGGAUCAGAGACCGAAAAACUAUCAUCAACCAUAACAAGCGAUGACGUCACCUCAAUCUUAUUACAUUCUGCACCAGAGGAUGACUUUUCUGGUGAGAGCAUUCUUGAUAAGUUGAGCACAACCUCUUUUAUGCAAGUGCAUUUUACAGAUACAGAUGACCAGGGCAUGACAACAAGAGCAACAACACAGAGCGAAGCAAAAGAGAAUAUUACUGCUGCUACAACAAGAACUUUUACAGUUGACCAUACACAAUCACUCGCAAUAGAUUCUAGCUCAAUAGAGAUAGAAACAACUCCAGAGACUGCUGAAUACAACCAAAACACAACUGACACAAUGGUUGGAACUAGUUAUUACAAAACAGAGUCGCUGUUCAAUACAAGAUAUGUAGAUACCUCAGAGGUUCAAAUCUCAAAUACAGUUUCUAAAGAGUCACAUAUUAUUUCAGCUCCAACCCAAGAAAUACCACAGUCAGAGGGUUCUGGUGAAGAAAGUGGAGAGUUUGAGGAUGGUGUUUCUGGUGAUUUCUCUAAUACAGUUGUUGAUUCCACUCCUCCUUCACAAGUGCCGUCUAUAAAGUAUGUAUUAACAACAAAAUCAGAGGGAGUUAUGGGAACAGAGUUGCCAGUGCACCCGCCUGUUAUGGAGGUAUCAUCAGAUUUUGCCCACUCAACAGUGACGGGUACAGUCCUUGCCUUUACAGUUGGUGAUGGUUCUGGGGAGCAGAAUGAAGACAUCCUUAACACUGCAUCUGUCACAUCACCAACCACUGUUACAACAUUUGGUGUUACAGAGAGAUUCACCACUACUAGCAGUUCAACAGUAACUGCUGACCAUUUUUCAUCAGGUACAGCUCAAAAAUCUCACUUAGAGAGUAUACGUAAUGCCACAUAUUUAACAUCAACUGUUAUCGACAUGGAAACAUUAGGGGCCUCAAGCGGAGAUCAAGAGUCUUCCAUACUUGAAGGAUCUGCUGACAAAAUAUCAGAAACAACUGAAGCAAGUAAAGAAUAUUCUAUAAGAACUGAUGAGGCGGAAAUUAGUUACACAAAGAGCACAUUAGAUUACUCAGAUGUUGAAACAGCUACACUUUCCGCAAAGUUAACAUCAGAAUCUACUUCACAAAUUCCUUCAAGCCCUGCACAAACAGAUUUAAUGUCUUCUUCUUUGGAGUAUGGUAGUGGUGACACAGAGGACACUACUAUUGAAACUGAAGGGGCUGAUGAUGGUUCUGGUGAUCUAGUAUCCACUGUCCUUGAGUCAUCUGCACCUUCUGUCAGUCCUAUAAUGGAACAUGUAACAGUGACAUCACUGGCAGAGAUCACAUCUGAGGGGACAGUAGAUAAUCAAGUCUUGAACCAUGUUGAAGAAUCAGAAUUGCAGACAACUGAAGUAAAUACAGAAUUGUCUGUGAAAACAGAUGAGGCUGAAACCAGUGAGAAUAAGACCACAUUAGAUCACCUAAGUGUUGAGACUUCUACUCAGUAUACAUUGUUCAUAUCUGAAUCUAUUUCAACAAUGCCUAGCACGAUUCAAAAAGAAACUAUGGCUGUAUCUUCGGAUACUGGUAGUGGCGACAUGGAGGAUACUACAUCUGAAGUCACUGAAGAUGAAGGUACUGAAGAUGAUAGUUCUGGUGCUCUUAUUGAGUCUGCUGCUCCUUCACAAGCUCCAUCAACAGAUAUAACAACAGAAAAAACAGAACCAUCAAUACACAUAGGUAUCAAAGACCUGCCAUUGGUUGUUCCUACUUCAACCUUCACAGACUCAGUUGCCUUAACAAAUGAAGAUAGUUUGGGCAGACAGUCAACUGUAACAACUGUGUCAGUGAUGCCAGGAACAGAUUCAAUCUAUCUGACCUCAAAGCAGGUUGACAUUGAUUCUGUAGUCUCAACAACAGAUGUUGACAAAGGGACAUUGAGCCUUUUUACAGAGGAUGGAGGUUCAGGGGAUGAAAUACUAGUUACUACCACUAGUGAACGUGUCACUGUAGAAGCAACUAUGCAAAGUAACACACCCACCAAAGGUACAGCAAAAGUUCAAUUGUCCCACAGUGCAACAAAGUUUACUGAGACUGAGAACACAGAAGACAAUUUGGCAAUUUCUACACAAGAUUCCCUAACCACUAGUUUGCCCACAGAGAGUUCAUAUACUACGCUUGUGGAUGAGGUCACUGUCCAAACCUCACCUGAGUCAGUGGUGACAGACACAGAUGUGACUACUCCAGUUCUCUCUGUCAUAUACCAAGUUGGUACAGAUAAAGAAGUUACAACAGUUGUCCCAUCUAGUAGUGAGAUCAGAUCUAGCAAAAUUACCACAAGGCUUCAUGAUACCAAAUCAAUUACAAGCCCUGUUAUCAUAUUCACAGAAGAGAUAAAAGAUGAAGAUGAACUUUUCUCAACAGUUACAGACAGCAUGAGAGACCACAGCACCAAAACAGAAUUUAUUACCAAAGAUGAUAUGAUCAUUGAUGCAGAUACUGUUUCUGGGUUGGAACCCUCAUCACCUUUUGCCUCGACAAUCAUCACAGAGGAAGCAGCUGGCAUAACAGCUGUCACCAUGACGCCUCAAUCCUCCAGCAUACUGACAGAGGAACCAGAAGGCUCUGGGACAGACAAUCCUGUGUUACCAUCCUCAGAUUUACACCUGUCUAUUCAGUCAACCUUGGAAGGUCCAACAGCUAAAGGCAUACAUUUAAGCAGCUCAAUAAAAGCUGAGGAAACAGAAACAAAACCAACAUUCUCUGUAGAUAUUCUUGAUGAAAGAUUUACUGUUCAAACUGUGGCUCCUUCAAAGAUGACUCCACACGUACCCACGUCCACACAUUCUGCUCAAACAUCCCUGUAUUCCACUCAUAUUACUACACAUUACAACACUGGAAAAUCCCAUCCUAGUCAGACCACCUUGCAUAUUACUUACAGUGAAAAUCCACCUACAUUUACCACCGCUGAUUCUGUUCACACUACCAGUCAGCACAGUCACGUCAUCACUAAACCCAGCCAUACAACCACCAGUCAGCCUAAAACCAUUUUACAUGUGACCACUACCACAUCACCUUCUGAGUUUAGGACUACACAGGCAACGCCCAAGACACAUUCUAUUGUGAUGUCUCUUGACACAGAGAUUGAUAACUUCUCAGGAGACAGUGUCUCUGUAGAAGACUCUGGAAUGCAAACUUCAACACCAGCUGACACUACAUCUACAGAUACAAGCUCACCAACAACCUUAACAGCAGAUGUUAAUUCUACUUUACAUGGAACUGUAUCUGCAACCUCUGGACAUAAUACAGAGAAGACCACUGACUCUAAACAAUCACCAUUUAUUUUAGUCUCCCAGGACAUUGGCACAGAGGAAGGCUCAGGUCUCAUAUCAGAACUUACAGUGUCUAGUGGAUCAGAUAUCAUUGAGACUACAACUGCUCAUAAAACAACGACAGUAGUUUCACGUGGUAUGGCACAGGCUACAGACCAUAGUGAACCAAGAUCAUCACUCCCUAAUGUUGAGUCAGUAACAGGUAGUACUUCUUCUAGUAUGGAGAGUUCUGCUACAGCUGCAAGUACUGACUCAUUCUUCACUAGUACUGUAAAGUUCUUUGAGUCAUCCUUUGCACCUCUUUUAGACAUUUUAAAAAACAGCAGUAGUUCAGAAACUAUGCAGCCUAAUAAGGUGCUACCAGCAGAAGAGCAAGUUUCAACUGUGGUUUCUUCAGAGAUGUCAUCUCCAACUACCCAAAGACUACAGCCAGCAGGCACAUCUGUUUUUGAAUCAGUAGCAGAGAACACAAAGAUUCCAGGCAUUAUUUUUGAUUCAGACACUGUUGGGAUGUUAGACUUUGAGAGCACGACCAAUCCCCUUGUAGAGGGCAAACCGGAUUUGAUUUCUGUUGGUGCAUCUGAAAUUGAGAUUGAGACCACUGUACAUCCAAACAUGGAGCUUGAGAAUGAUACUAGUGUUAGAACUACUACACAAUCUGACAUCACAGUACAACCAACCACCAAAUAUGAGGUAACAGAAAUAGUUCAAACAGAAAGAGUUGAAGUGAAAGAUAAGGCAACAACAGAGACAGUACUAAAAAGCUCAGAGAUGCCAUUAUUUGAUUCAACCAGAGGAAAGACAUCAAGCCCCUUAUUGUCAGAGGAAGGCUCAGGUGAUGUGGUUUCUGAAGCGAAAGAUAAGGCAACAACAGAGUUGGUACCAAAAAGCUCAGAAAUGCCAUUAUUUGAUUCAACCAGAGGAAAGACAUCAAGUCCAUUAUUAUCAGUGGUUUCUGAAAUCUUCACUGAAGAGUCAACAGCUGUCUCUUUUAAAGUAUCAACAGAUCACAGAGAUUUUUCCACCACUCAUUCAGAUGCAUUGGUAUCACAUUCUAAAGAAACUGAUAGCACAACAUAUGAACCCCCAAUACUCACAACAUCAAGGUUCCAACAUGAAGCAGUGUUUGAAAUGACACUUACAGCCCAACCUACUAAAGAUACCUCAGCAGCAGAAGAUUUGUCAACAACAACAACUAUUCCCAUGGUAUCUGUGUCCACUCAGUAUACCCAAACCACAAAGCAAGGUGUGCCUUCAACUCAAAAGGUACCAAUAAUGGAGUCAGACGCUGAUGUGACGCUGGAUGGUGAUGCUACAUCUGAACCUUCUUUAGUAGAAUCCAAACCAGAUUUGAUUGAUUCUGAGACUUUCUCAAAGCCUGAGAGUGAGACUGCCCUUGAAAGUACUCCAGUAUAUGAGAUUAAGACAUCAGAUAGCAGCACUGAACAGCCAAGCAUUUCAUACAAGAAUCCUUUACAGAGGUUAUCCACUGUGUCACCUAUGGAACACUUUACUUAUGAAAACAGCAAAGACGAGGUAACCACUGUCAUACCGUCAUCUGAUGAGAUAUCACCAGCAUCACCAAUGCUACAAUCUUAUGAUUCAGUCACUGAAUCUGUAGAUGAGGAAAAUGUGUCAGAGGAACAAGAGACAUUUGGUCAAACUGAGGAAACUGCAACUGCAAUUCUGGAGAGUACAGACUACUCCACAUCAUCAGCUGAUGGAAUUCAAAUACAUUCAGAUACAAUAGCUUCUCCUAAAGAUAUUUCUGAUGACACCACAUUGGAUGAAGGCUCAGCCCGUAAUCCAGAGGCACUGAAUGGAACACAGAGACCUAGACUGGACAUGGACCUAGGAUACACAGUUAUUGGAGAGACAUAUGAUAUUGCAGGUGCCCAUUCAUGUUCUGAUAAUGGAUGUAUGAAUGGUGGCUCAUGUUUGAAAAGGGAUAACGUGCAGAUUUGCAGCUGCCUACCCGGUUACACUGGUGACCAUUGUGAAAUAGAUAUUGAUGAGUGCCACCCCAACCCAUGUCGUAAUGGGGGUACCUGUGUAGAUGGGAUCAACUCUUUUACUUGUGUAUGUCUACCAAGCUACAGAGGAUCUCUCUGUGAGGAAGACACAGAAACAUGUAGUUAUGGAUGGCAUAAGUUUCAAGGCCAUUGCUACAGGUAUUUCCCCCACAGACGCACCUGGGAUGUAGCAGAGCAUGAAUGCCGUCUUCUGGGUGGUCACCUUACUAGUAUUCUGUCCCAUGAAGAACAGCACUUUAUCAACCGCCUUGGCCAUGACUACCAGUGGAUCGGACUGAAUGAUAAGAUGUUUGAAAGUGAUUUCCGGUGGACAGAUGGACGUAUUUUGCAAUAUGAGAACUGGAGACCCAACCAGCCAGAUAGUUUCUUCUCUUCUGGAGAGGACUGUGUGGUAAUGAUCUGGCAUGAGGACGGCCAGUGGAAUGAUGUACCCUGUAACUACCACCUCACCUUUACCUGCAAGAAAGGCACAGUGUCAUGCAGUCAGCCCCCUGUGGUGCCAAAUGCUCGUACCUUUGGGAAGAUGCGGCCUCACUAUGAAAUCAACUCGCUAGUGAGAUACCAGUGCAUGGACGGCUUCAUCCAGAGGCACCUUCCCACCAUUCGCUGCAGGGGAGACGGCUCCUGGGACCUGCCCAAAAUUUCUUGCAUGAAUCCCUCCAACUUCCAGAGAAGAUACAGCCGGCGGUAUCAACCCAUUAGAAUUUAUGGCAGUCAUCGGAAAAGGUCUGCAGAGGAGCCUGCCAGAUCCCCCCAGAAUCACCAUCACCAUGCCUUCAAGGACAACAGAACCAAAUAACAGGCCUGCCUACUAUGACACUAUAGUCACAAUGACUGUGAUUUCUUUUUUAACAACACUCAGUGGACAUCUGAUUUAAACUUAGAUACAUGUGUGGAAAUAGGAAAUGGACAAAAAUGGAAAAAGACAAGCAUCUUGAGUUCUAGAUACUGGAAUCAACACAGUGCCUUUUCAGUAUGUUAGGACUAAAGGAAGAGUUUUCUCAAGUAUUUUCAGUUGGCCACUGAAAAAAGGACUGUUGCCAUUUCUGCUGGAUGACUGACUGAUCCUUGCUAGUCAAUUUAUAUGUUAGUGAAACUGUGUUUGUCUUUUUCUUCAGAUCACAAAUUGCCUUCUUUGUGCAGUAUAUACUAAUGUAACUUCGCAACACUACAAACUCCAAGUGAUGGUAGAAAGUCAGCACCAUGUAAAGGACUUUGAGCCAGAAAAUAGCCAGCACAUAUCUUUUUACUGGAUGUUUUGUAUGGAUGCUGUAUGUCAAAGUUAUUUCUACCUGGGAUUCCACAAAUUCUGAAGAGCUACAAAAAAGCACAACAUAUGGGAGUUGAGACACAUCCAAAAGACUGAACGAGGAAAUGAGACAAAGACAAUCCAAUAAGUGCUCAGUAUUCUGUACAUAAUAGUACAGACACUACAGGAAAAGGUGGAGUGAGCUUUGAUAAAUGAUCCAAAAGGAAUUUGUUAUAAUACCCUCACCCAAAGAACAAUUAGGUGCCUAGAUCAAAUAGCAAGAGAAAAAUCGGUCUGAAAUCUUAAAUUUAAUUUUAUCCUUAAAUUCUCCAGUUCCUCAAUUUUCAUCCAUAACUUCAGCUUUCAUGUUGUCUUUGGUAAAAUGUCAAACUACUUUUAAGAGAAUGUACUUUGUGAAUUGCUCAACAAGACUUGAACCACAUGCUUUUUAACAGCAUGCAGGUCAUUUAUUUUCCAAGCUGCUCCUAAUCUUCUCAUGGUUGUAGCUAAUAUACAACACACUGGAGAUGUAAUAUGACCUGCAUGCAUAAAUUUAUUAUUUUAGAGCCCAGCAAAUCCAUGUGGUGUCACUUGUGAUUGUUAAGGAUAUUUUCUAUUUAAACACAGAGAUUAGAAAGUAAUGACAUUUGGGGUGUUUCAAUGGGCCAAAAAAAGACCAGAAUCUAUCAGUCAAACUUUUCUUCAUGGAAUGUCUCAACACAUCUCAACAAUAAUUAUCAUCCAUUUGUUCAUCCCAAGCAUUGUUUUUUUUUAAUGCAUUUUUGUUAUUUUGUCAGUUGUGUUUUAUCCAAAAGUGCACAUAUCUUUUUAUAUUUAAAGUAUAACAUGUUUAUUGUAUAAUGUGAAUGUCUGGGCUAUGUGUGGAAAAAACGAUUUGCAAGCAAAGUUACUUUUUAUACUUGCAAUGUGUCACCAAAGAGACAAAGUUUAUUCCA